AUGGAGGGACGGCUGCCGCUCAUUAACGUCAGGGGCCUGCAAUGGAAAAUCUCAAGCAUCAGGACGGAAAGCGAGGGCGGGUUCAGCAGUGACCUGUUCAGACGCAUCCUCAAGGUCGUCGGGAGGGAUGCCGACUUCGUGUGGGUCGACGUCGCCUGCAUCCCCCAGGCCCCGACGGGUGGGGAUAUUCAAGGGGGCGCAGAAGGCGCACAUCUGGCUCCACGACCUCUCGACGACGGGCCUGCGGCAAAAUAUCGACACUCUGAGCAGCUGAGGCCCGAGGGGCCCGAAGGGUUCAGGAAGCUCCUCGAGUCCAAGUGGUUCAGCUCGCUGUGGACGCUCCAGGAGGCCUUCUUGCGCAAAGACGCCGAGGUGCUGUCCAGGUCCGGCAACAGCGUCUCCAUCGUGGCGUCGCCUGGCGGUGAAUCAGAGGUUGUGAUGCUGCAGACCAUCAUGAACCUUGUCGACACGCUGCUCCACGGCCCCCAGAGCUACACGUUCUACGGCAAUCUCCGCUACUCGGGCAUCGAGCCCUGA
Molecule: messenger RNA, 537 nt
Organism: Gaeumannomyces tritici R3-111a-1
Lineage: Eukaryota; Fungi; Ascomycota; Sordariomycetes; Magnaporthales; Magnaporthaceae
Exons: 3
Coding region: 1-537 (178 amino acids)
Source: RefSeq, a predicted model, not a curated record